This is a messenger RNA of Chlorella variabilis, 3006 nucleotides long. RefSeq lists its product as hypothetical. The transcript is spliced from 8 exons. NCBI's taxonomy places the organism in Eukaryota, Viridiplantae, Chlorophyta, Trebouxiophyceae, Chlorellales, Chlorellaceae. Bases 1 to 3006 code for a protein of 1001 amino acids. Gene Ontology annotation, molecular function: protein binding. The record is from RefSeq and is a predicted model, not a curated record.
AUGCGGCAGCCGCAGCGCCCGCAGAACGGGGCGGCAGCCCCCUCCAAGGCCGCCGCCGUGACGUCGCCGGCGGCAGCGCCCCCUGGGCGCGCGCCGGCAAACGCUGCAGCGCAGCGGGCCGAGCCGCGUGCAGGCCAGCAGACCGCGGUGCCUACACCAGCGGUGCAGGCCACGGCAGCCACGCCGACUGCCUCGCCGCCGGCACCGGCAGCAGCAGCAGGCGCGCCCGCAUCGGCGGCGCAACAAGCGGCGGCUGCCGCCGCUGCCCUAGCCAACCCCGGCCAGCAGGCGGUGGCCGACCUAGAAGCCAUCCUGGGGCGCAUCAUGAACCUGGACGCAGAGGGCUGGUUCAGGCACCCGGUGCGCCACAGCGAUGCACCCAACUAUUACAAGAUCAUCAAGCGGCCCAUGUGCUUCGAGGUGAUGCGCGGCAAGAUCCGCGGGCGGCAGUACGUCAACUGGCAGGAGGUGGUGCGCGACUUUGAGCUCAUCUGCAGCAAUGCGAUGAAGUACAACCAGCGCCGCUCCCGCGUGCACAAGCAGGCACUCGUCAUGCUGCGGGCUGGAAAGAAGCUGCUGGUGGAGAUGGAGGCGGAGGGCCGGCGGGCCAUGGCGGCGCUGGUGGCGUCUGGCGGCAUAGCGGCCGCUCCCGGCUCGGUGCAGCUCACGCCCGCUGACAGCCAGGCGGUGCCAUCCAGCCUUUUCCGCAGCGGGGCAGCAGGCGCCACGCCCACGUCGGCAGGAAUGCUUCGGUCGCAGUCCACGGCGGACACCGCCACUACAGAGGCGGAGUCAGAUCCGAUGCAGCUAGACGCGCCAGAUGGCACCAUGCCAGCGCCAGCAGACGCUGACGUGGACCCCGCAGGCUACAGCAGCUACGAGGAGACGGAUUUGGAGGGCGAGGGGGAGGGCGAGGGCGUCUCUGUGCGGCAGCAGCAGGUUCUGGAGUAUGCCCGGGAUGCAGUGCUGGUGCAGCCAUGGGGCGCCGCGCCCGCAGUUGCUGGCGCGCCCGGCGAGCCCGCGGGCCGUCAAGGCGAGGCGCAGCGGCAGCAGCAGGAGCAGCAGCCGGCCGCAGAGCACGCGCCGCACUCGCGGGAGUGGAAGCAGGUGCGGCGGGGCGUGGAGUGGCGGGCACGCUGGCUGGAGCAUCGCCUCACCGAGCUGCAGCACCAGCGCCAGCGCUACCAGCAGCAGCUCCGCGAGGCCGCGCAGGCGCCGGCGGGGCCGGAGCAGCAGCGGGAGCAGAAGCAGAAGGUCGGCGCGGCGCAGCCUGCAGGCGGCGGCGAGCCGGGCGCGGGCGGCGCGGCGCCGCUCCUGCACGUGCGCCGCCAGCGGCUGGAGCUUCCCGAGUUCCAGCUGCCAGGCCUGCUGCAGCACCCCUUCAUCGCCGCGCACAGCGUGGUGGGCGCGCGGCAGCAGGCCGCGGCGGCCGCCGACGCCGCGGCCGACGAGCCGGCGGCCCUGGAUGGCAACGACUUUCCAGCUGAGGUGCAUGCCGCCCUGGACCUUCUGGACCAGCGCCUGUCCUCGCUGCGCCGCCAGCUGGUGGCCGUGCAGCAGCCUGCGGCGCAGGCCGCGCUGCACCGCGUCGCCGCGGUGCGCGUGCCCGGCUACCGCGGCGGCGGCAGUGGCGGCGGCGCGCGCCGCGGCGGCUUCACGCCGCGCAGCAGCGGCGGGUUCACCCCGCGCGGCACCCCUCGCGGCUCCUCCUUCUUCCGCAGCGACUCGCUGUCCAAGCGGCGGCGCAUCCAGGAUUACGACACUGGCGAGCUGCUGACCCCGCUGGGUGCUCCCAAGUUUGUGGAGCGAGCUCAGGUCAAGACGAUUGACACGCCCCGCGUGCGCCCUCUGCCCGCCUCGGAGCUCAAGAAGCGGCAGGCAGCGGUGGAGGCGUAUGGGGCGGAGCUGAAGCAGGGUGAGGGCAUGGCGGCGGCGGAGGCCAUUGAUGCCAUGUGCCCUGGCGAGGGGUCCAGCGACGAGGACACAUCUGACGAGGCCUUCCUGGCGCGCCAUCGGCACAUGGAGACGGCGGAGCGGGCGCGCUAUGAGGCUGUGCUGGACGCGGCUGUGAAGAAGAACAAGCAGGCAAGCAAAGUGACCAAGGAGCGGACCAAGCACUCGUCGCUGCCGCGCCCCAACGUGUCUCGCACCCUCUCCGCCCCCGCGCUGGUCGGCGGCUUUGGCGGCGGCGGCGGCGGCGGCGGCGUGCUGGCGUCCCCAGGCUCGGGCACCCUGCCGGGCGCCGCCUCGGCGCCGGCGGUGGCGCUGGCGGGGCCCGCUGGCGGCGGCGCGCCCGCGGCGGCACCACCCGCCGGCCCCAAGCCUGCUGCGGGCAAGUCUGCCGCAGGCGCCGCCUCGGCGGCGGCGACCCCCAGCACGGCUGGCAUGCUAGCGGCGCCCUCGCCGGCCUCCACUCCCGCCAUGGCAGGCGCCCAGCAGCAGGCGGCGACGGCUUCGUCGGCGCAGCAGGGCGGGCAGGCGGCGGCGGCGGCCGGCAAGGCAUCCUCCUCUGCCGGCGCGGCGGGCUCAUCGUCGCUCAAGGGCCCCAACGGCAUGCCGCUGGUCAUGAUCCCAAUGAAUGCUGCCAUGGCAGCACACAUGGCGCAACAAAUGGUGGCAGCUGCGGCGGCGGCCAACCACGCGGCCGGCAAGCAGGGCGGGUCGGGGGGCGGCGGCGCCAACGCGGCGGCCGCCGCGGCCGCCGCCGUGGCCACGUCGGCAGCCAUGAUGCGGCCGCCCUUCACCCUCACCCCCGCAAUGGCGGCGGCCAUGGCGGCGGCAGGUGGCGGCCAGCUGGCCGCGGCAGCGCAGCAGGCGGCCGUGCGGCAGGCGGGAGCUGCCAUGGCGGCGGCGGCGGCCGCCGCCGCGGCGGCAGACCAGCACAGCUCGCUGCCCCCGGCGCUGCAGGCUAUCAUCCCCAAUGGGCCCUCGGCCAACGGUGGCGGAGGCAGCAGCAGCGGCAAGCGGGGGAGGCCCGCGCGCAGCGCCGGGCGGCCGCGGCGCUGA